AUGCGCACAAGCAUUCUCAUUAUCAUUGCUCUUGUUGUCAUCUCCAUCACCAUGGUCUUCGCACGACCAGGAUCAGCGCCACAACGUCGAGAAAUACCAAUGUUUGAUCUUCGAGAAAUACCGAUGUUCGAUCUUCGAGAUCAGCCAAUGUUCAGUCUUCGAGAAGUUGCUAAUAUGCUCCUAAAGACUCGCCAAACAGAGGAUCUAUCUGAUUUAUAUGAACUCGGAUAUCGAAAGAAAUAA
Messenger RNA from Adineta steineri, 243 nucleotides. NCBI's taxonomy places the organism in Eukaryota, Metazoa, Rotifera, Eurotatoria, Adinetida, Adinetidae. The record is from the annotation of a GenBank genome assembly.